Messenger RNA from Laccaria bicolor S238N-H82, 1002 nucleotides. RefSeq lists its product as uncharacterized. Lineage: Eukaryota; Fungi; Basidiomycota; Agaricomycetes; Agaricales; Hydnangiaceae. Gene Ontology annotation, molecular function: oxidoreductase activity, acting on the CH-OH group of donors, NAD or NADP as acceptor; NAD binding. The transcript is spliced from 5 exons. The record is from RefSeq and is a predicted model, not a curated record. Bases 1 to 1002 code for a protein of 333 amino acids.
AUGAAAGUCGCGGUAUUUGGUGUGCAAAAGUAUGAUGUCAAAUCGCUCAACGACAGCAACGGUGAAGAUAGCGACGUGAAAUUCUCGUUUUUCGACGCGCUCCUCGACGAAAAGACAGCCAUCCUAGCCUGCGGUCAUGACGCGGUGUGCAUAUUCGUCAACGACAUCUGCGAUGCUGGUGUGAUUGAACAGCUCGCCGGGCUCAAAGUACGAUUCAUCGCCCUUCGAUGCGCAGGCUACAACAACGUCGAUCUCGCGGCCGCCGCGAAGUUCGGUAUCAAAGUCGCUCGAGUUCCAGCGUAUUCUCCUGAAGCCGUGGCAGAGUUCACGGUUGGGAUGAUUAUGACUGUAGUCCGGAAAUAUCACAAGGCCUACAACCGCGUACGCGAGGGCAACUUCCUCCUGGAUGGCUUGCUGGGGUUCAACAUCUCCGGGAAGACCAUAGGCCUGAUCGGAACGGGGAGGAUUGGCCUGUUGACUGGCAAGAUCCUUGCGAGAGGCUUCAACGCCAAGGUGGUUGCGUACGAUCCCUAUCCUUCGAAUCUUGCCGAGGAGUAUGGCAUAUCCUACGUGGAUACCCUCGACGAACUUUUCGUUCAGUCCGACAUCAUCAGCUUGCAUUGUCCCCUUAAUGCUAGUACGACAUACAUCAUCAACGAUGAUGCGAUCGCGAAAAUGAAGAAGGGUGUCGUGAUAAUCAAUACCUCGCGAGGUGGCUUGAUUGAUUCUUACGCGUUGAUUCGAGGACUAAAGAGCGGCCACAUAUCUGCUGUUGGGUUGGAUGUUUACGAAAGAGAAUCGUCAUACUUCUUCGCGGAUUCCAGCGCCAAAGUGAUCACCGACGAUACUUUUGCUCGGCUUCUUACUUUUUAUAAUGUGUUCAUGACUGGUCAUCAAGCUUUCCUCACCAAGGAAGCUCUCGAGAACAUUGGUGAGACGACGAUCAAGAACUUACGUGACCUUGAACGCACCGGAACUUGCCAAUUUAUCGUGGAGAAGUAA